AUGACCAUGAAUCCAGAUCGAUUGAAAGUUCCUGUCGAUAGCGACUCAGGAAUUGGCGACUUCGGAAUUCACAACAGCGAUCGCACGCCAUCGAGGAGGGGACAUCGCCAUAAGAGGUCACUUGCUAUCUCACAAGACUUGGAUUUUGUCAAACAAGGUCCAGGAACUCCCAAUGAUAAACCAGAUUACACCACUGCAUCGCCCGUACGAAAUCAGGACAUAAGCCCGCGGUUUUUUAUGAGCGAGGAACUUACUUACUCCCAUGAUAUACCAAAUGCAAUCAUUGAUUUAGACGAUGCACUUACCACAAAACCACGCUCCUUCACCUCGCAUAGACGAGCCGAGUCUGCCCCCGCAAACUUGAUUUUACCUUUCAAACUUGAGCCCCCUUCAACACAAUCUAAACCUCCGCUACGAAUAGAAGAAGAGGACUCAGAAAGUGAUGGCGAGCCCACAUCUCAAGACGCGUUGAUGUCGCCAUUGCGGGCUAAGUCCCAAUCUCCGUUUUUGAAAAAUCCAACUGUGACAGAAUCGCCAAAAACCGCCAAGAGAAGCCUGUAUAAUAACAAUACACUCAAGAUAAGCAAGCAGAAAGAAAGAUACCUGAAUUAUACUAAGCACUUCCCAGCGGCAAGCCCACAGUUGCCCACUCAACUUUACCCACAAGAUCCAUCAUCCUCAUCAUUAUCGUCCGACUUGACCUCUGGGAUACUGACUCCUGCAGUCACGAAUUCUCCUAACACACCAGUAUUUUCGGUUCUCAAGUUUACCAAUGGGUCUCCCAGCCCCCGCAACUCUUUCAAUUUCCGAAGUCAAGUCUACGAUUUACCCUCUAAUAUCAGCGCUGUAAUUGACGAGGGUUUGCAUCUACCUGACAGUAAUGUGGAUGAUGGUGAUACUCUAACGUGCACUACGACGAACGCCACCUAUGAGCCAGUUCACAGACGGUCAAAAAGUGCCGCUGCGUGCGAUAAUCUUGAAGCUUAUAGGAUCCCAAAAGAGAUCCUACUAGGUGAACCUGGCGGUAGUAUUGAUCUUUCUGCGCAGCCUAAAUCACCGAUAAAAGCUGUAGCAAGAUCUAGUAAUGUCCAAGCCGCAAAUGAAACCCGCAGCAUAAGCGAUGGCGCUGUGACACGCGAUAAGGUUUCUUCCCAGGCUGGAAAGCGGAAAAGUAAGUUCAACAUCAUCACAAAUAUCUUUUCGCGGUUCAAGAGCCCGAGAUGA
Molecule: messenger RNA, 1224 nt
Organism: Lachancea nothofagi CBS 11611
Lineage: Eukaryota; Fungi; Ascomycota; Saccharomycetes; Saccharomycetales; Saccharomycetaceae
Source: the annotation of a GenBank genome assembly